AUGGUUUCGCGCAAGCGUGCCAGGGAGGAGACGGAGGAGCACGCUGGCUCCGUCGCGGAUUCCGAUACAACACAACAUGGGGGCCUUCUUCAACAGCUCCGCAGCAUGUGGGAGUUUGCGAAUCUGGGCCAGUACAUAUUCACCUUUGGCAAGGCGAUGAAAAUCGACGAGGAUUUUGAUAUUGAGCCUUGUCGCGGAGUAGGAUUUGGAGACGGAGUGUCUAAAACCCGGGCACUCGGAGAAAUUGCUGGAGAUUGGCUUGUUGCUUCUCAAAUUCGUCUCGUCACAUCGUGGUUUGUCCAGCUAACUGCGUGGACGCUAUGGAACCCAGACCGAUUGCGCGAGAAGAUGCCGGAACAAAAGGACACGGAGCAGACCGAAUGGCGCUGUGAGGAGCUAGGUUACGACCGAGAUGAACGACUUUACUAUAUUUUGGACGAUAAUCGAUUGUACCGUCGCACUAAUCCUCCGAUUCCCACCCCGAAACCUGCGAAACCCAAGGUAAAUAGUAAAAGAGGUCGAGCAGCUGCGCGAGCUGCCAAACGUCGAAAGCAAGCCGAAAGUGAUGUGAAAAGCGAAGAUGAAGAACAGGUGAAUGGCGAUUUAGAAUACAAAUGGGAAUGCAUUGCCGUUACACUCGCCGAUUACCAAGCGCUUAUUGAAAAAUUUCGAAAGACCAAGGACGCCGAUGAGAAGAUCCUACGUGACCGGCUCAUUGAAGAAGUACUCCCAACCAUCGAGAAGCUCGAGGAAGCUCAACAGAAGGAAAUACAACGCAGAGAGAAGGAACUUUUGAACCUACAAAAAAUGGCAACUGCAAAAAGAUCAAGCAGACUUGCUGAUAAACAGGAACGGGAGCGCCAGGAGCUUGCUGCCGCUGAGGAACUUAAAAAGCGUGAGGCCGAACGAAUCGCUGCGAAGAAGGAACAUCAACUGAAGGAGAAGAUUGAGAAAGAACGGCUGUAUCGAUUGAUGACUCGAGAGCAGCGUCUCAAAGACCGUGAAGAAAAACGAAGAUUACAAGAACAGCAUCUUGCUGAAAUGGAAGCGCAAGCGAAGAUGCUAGAAACAGGGGAAGCCAGGUUAUCGGAAAGGCAGUUGAAAGCGAUGAUGGAGAAGGGCAAGCAGGAUUUAGAAAACCUGCAGGCCGAAGAGCCAUGGACUUUUGAUUGCUCGGUUUGUGGGAUUCAUGGAGAGAAUUUGGACGACGGCUCGCACAGUGUUGCUUGUGAAAAUUGCAACGUAUGGCAACAUAGCCAAUGCCUUGGAAUACCGAAGGAGGAGGCCGAGAGAGACGAUUUCCACUUUGUCUGUGCGGAUUGUCAGCGACGGAUUGAGGACGCCAAACGGCCAAAGAUCCCGCCUUUGAAGUUUCGUAUACCGACUUCAACUUCUCCUCCCUCUGCUCCAGCAGCCAAGUCAAAUGGAGAAAAACAGAAGCAACAUCUGGGCGAAGAGUCUCCUGUGAAGAAACCUAAAAAGCCCCAUCCGAUCCCCCCUGGACAAGCGGCUGGAAUGAGCGUUCCUGGAGUACAAACGAGCUUCCAUACUAAUGCUCCGGCCUCGUAUCCUCAGAGCACUUAUCCGUCUGCAGCUCCAGUUGCUGCAAAUAUCCCUCCGGCAGCGCAUAUACAACGGCAGCCUAUGAAGAAUGGUACUUUUUAUCCUCCUAUUCAACCGCAACAACCACCUCCAGCUACUGCUCAGUUAAAUCGUUCAAUGCAGCCAGGCCAACAUCCAGAACCGCAGCUUAAAUUCAUCCAACACUAUCCCCCUCCAACAGUACCACAUUCCACGUCUACAUCGUUCAACUCCCAGCGCCCUUCAUCCUCCUAUUCGACGCAGAGUACAUACCCUUCUCCCAUUCAAAAUCGACCAUCAAUGUCUCCAACACAAGGAAACCGUGAUGUUGGACCAUUGGCUGGUUUCCGUGCUUCCGCAACGCAGAACGGGCCAAUGCCUAGCACUCCGUUUAGCCACAACGUUGCAAGUUCACCCUACCUGAACCAAACGCCAUCUGCUUCCUUCUCUACUCCCCACGCUUCCUUUGUUCAUACUCCUCCACCCAACUAUUCUCAACCUAUUUCCAUGUCCGGUCUCAGCCCAACGAAGCAGUCACCUCCACGCGCACCCCCGACUUUUUCGCCUAACGUGGGCAAUACAGCUGUUCUCCCUCCGGUACAGAAAUUGCAACCCAGUCCUAAGCUGAUGGGCCGAUCAUCUCCAGACGCUCCGGUCCCGACUCCGGUUAAGAGCAUGACUCUCGAACAGGAGGAUUGGCGACGGAGGGAGAUGGAAUAUCCAACUCAGAAUAUGUCGCCACAGCUAGGACCAGUUAAUUCCUCGACAACGCGGCCGCAGGCUCCGCAUCCGACCCAGCUGAUACCUCAGCCAACGAGCACUGCUGCUAAUGGGCUAUUCCACGGGGCAAAACCUCAAUAA
Molecule: messenger RNA, 2442 nt
Organism: Uncinocarpus reesii 1704
Lineage: Eukaryota; Fungi; Ascomycota; Eurotiomycetes; Onygenales; Onygenaceae
Exons: 4
Coding region: 1-2442 (813 amino acids)
Biological process (GO): regulation of DNA-templated transcription
Cellular component (GO): RSF complex
Source: RefSeq, a predicted model, not a curated record